GUAAAAAUUUUGUUCGUCCACUGGAACCAUUUGUUCUUGGAUAUUCCUCUGUUCUACUUCAAUAUUCUUAUGCUCUGUGGCAUUUGAAUGUUGAUGAUGGGCGCGGCGAUUUCUACCAUUUCUCGUCAUUCGCUCCAAAGUAGCCCUGAUUUUCGAAUCUCUUGCCAAUCGAAGGUAUUAGUUCCUGAUAUUUGGAGGUCUUCAGCGGAGAGGUAUGGCGAUCGGGUAGUAUUACUGGAUCCAUACCAUAAUCCUGCUUCCAAAAUUACUUAUAAACAGAUAAAGAAUUUAUGGGAUGCUAUACCUGCUAAAGUUGGGGAUAAAUUUCUAAGCAUGCUUCCACCUUGGCAUGCGUACGAACGGGCUUGUGAAUAUUUCAUAUUUACACAUGGAGUGGAGCAAACGUACACAACGACAAGAAAGUUAAAGGUAUUUCAAACUCCUCUGUAUUUGAAUUGUCAGGAUGAUCUUCGUGAUUAUCAACCAGACUACUUGGUUUCUGUUCCAUUGGUGUGAUUAUAGUUCCCAACAAGGGACAACUGUUGUCUGCUACAUCCGAUCUUAGCAAUGAAACCUUGACAAGCCUGAUUUAUAGUGAACUCAUAAAAUGGACCUCAGAAUGUUCAUUUCAAAUUGGACCAAUCCUCAUUGUCAAUGAACCAUUCACAGUAUGAAAUUCGUGAAUGUAAUAUAAAAAGAUAAUGGGUUACUAAGCCCUACAAUGGAAAUUCGAAGAGACAACGUUACAAGAAGGAAAUUGAGAACUUAUUCAAGGCAAUAUAAUGUGGAUAAUUAGUCUCUGGACUUGGACAAACAUUUAGCACAAGCUAUAUAUAUAAAUGACUUUAUA
This is a messenger RNA of Cucurbita maxima (winter squash), 850 nucleotides long. RefSeq names its product long-chain-fatty-acid--[acyl-carrier-protein] ligase AEE15, chloroplastic-like. The record is from RefSeq and is a predicted model, not a curated record. Gene Ontology annotation, molecular function: long-chain fatty acid [acyl-carrier-protein] ligase activity. Bases 88 to 516 code for a protein of 142 amino acids. The transcript has 4 exons. Gene Ontology annotation, biological process: fatty acid elongation. NCBI's taxonomy places the organism in Eukaryota, Viridiplantae, Streptophyta, Magnoliopsida, Cucurbitales, Cucurbitaceae. Gene Ontology annotation, cellular component: chloroplast.